This is a messenger RNA of Elgaria multicarinata webbii, 1249 nucleotides long. RefSeq names its product fatty acid 2-hydroxylase (gene FA2H). Gene Ontology annotation, cellular component: endoplasmic reticulum; membrane. The coding region runs from base 37 to 867 and encodes 276 amino acids. Gene Ontology annotation, biological process: lipid biosynthetic process; fatty acid metabolic process. The transcript is spliced from 6 exons. Gene Ontology annotation, molecular function: iron ion binding; fatty acid 2-hydroxylase activity. NCBI's taxonomy places the organism in Eukaryota, Metazoa, Chordata, Lepidosauria, Squamata, Anguidae. The record is from RefSeq and is a predicted model, not a curated record.
UGCUUCAAGACACGGAGCUCAGCCACUUCUGCAGCAAUGGGGAAAACCAGGAGGAUGGAUCCCAGAUGUAAAUCAGUAGAUGUGGCUAAGGACCUCGUGGACUGGCGUAAGCCACUGCUGUGGCAAGUGGGCCACUUGGGGGAGAAAUACGACGACUGGGUGCAUCAACCUGUGGAUCGUCCCAUACGCUUGUUCCACUCCAAUUUCAUGGAGUCCCUCUCCACAACAGCAUGUUUUCUCUCCCUUUCUUCCAGGUACACUGUCUGUUUAACCUGGAUUCCAAUAGUGCUCUGUCUGAGCUGGUACUGUUAUACAGCUCUUGCCCGGGAAGACACGAGGCUCUUUUCUACAUUCACAACAGCUUAUUCCAUCCGUAUUCACAAAUACUGGUUCCCCCUGCUCUUCCUCAUGGGAAUGUGCAUUUGGACCUUCCUGGAAUAUCUCAUCCACCGCUUUGUGUUCCACCUGAAGCCACCGGCCAGCAGCUAUUACCUAAUCACCUUGCAUUUCUUGAUGCAUGGCCAGCAUCAUAAGUCUCCAUUUGAUGACUCCCGCCUGGUUUUUCCACCUGUACCAGCAGGGCUGAUCAUCCUUGCAAUCUAUGUUAUCACCAAGCCGUUGUUCCCAAACGCAUUUGGGCUCUCCUUAUUCACAGGGGGGCUCUUUGGCUACGUUGUCUAUGACAUGACACACUAUUACUUGCAUUACGGGUCACCAGAGAAAGGCACCUACCUGUACAAACUGAAGGCCUAUCACGUAAAGCACCAUUUUGAACACCAGAAAGCAGGCUUUGGUAUUACCAGCACAUUCUGGGACUAUCCGUUUCAGACCCUCAUCCCAGAGGAAACCUUUGAGAACGACAACUAGCUGCACCAGCUAUUCUGCUGCCUGGUCAUUUUGGCUUCUGAAGCUGCUUUUGUAGCCUUCUCCUGUCGUCGGUAGACUUCGCAGAACUGGAACACUGGGGUGGGGGCGUUUGGAAGGAAGCCUGGGGCUGUUCUUUAGUUGUGCUGCUUUUUCAGGCAUAGGUACUCUGUGCAAGUUGUCCUCUGGGAGGCAACGUGGCUUUAAGAAGCUAAUAAAGUGGAGAGAGCAGGGUGGUACCCUUGGUGUCAUGGUCAGGAUGAGAGUCCAAGGGGGAAAUUCUGCCCAGCACUCCAAGAGCCAAGCAUCACUCUGUAAGUAUUUUGUUUCAGAGCCCACCAGACAGCUGUCUUGGAAGAAUUGUAUCCCCUGAUGUAAAGUGGCA